AUGGGCAAGAAGCAUAAAAAGCACAAAUCGGAGAAACACACAUAUGAAGGUAAUACGUGGGAGAAGCCACUGAAGCUAGUUUUGAAAGUAGCAGGAAACGAAGUGACUAACUCUCCAACUGGAAGCUCUAGCCACGACAACUUCUACGAAGACAAGGCAGAUUACGAUAAACACAAGGACAAGAAAAAGAAGAAGAAAAAAAAGUGCGAAAAGGAAAGAAACAGUCCCGUGCAAUCGGGAGAUGAGAAGAAAAGGAAAAAGAUGACUAAAAAGAAAAAAGGUCAGGAUUCCGUGGACACAGAUUGGGAUGACAGGGAGCGAAGUCACACUCCUAUUCGGUCAGAUAUAUGUGAGUUUUGCGUUCCUGUUUUGCAGAAAAAAGAGCAGACUCCACUGCAGGAGGCUCUGAACCAGCUGAUCAGGCAGCUUCAGAGGUCAAAAGACCCCAACGCUUUCUUUGCCUUUCCUGUUACCGAUUUCAUCGCCCCAGGUUACUCCCUGAUCAUCAAGCGGCCCAUGGACUUCAGCACUAUGAGGGACAAAGUAAAGAAAGAGUAUUACCAGUCGCUGGAGGAGCUGAAGGUAGAUUUUAAGAUCAUGUGUGAGAACGCUAUGAUCUACAAUAAACCCGAGACCAUUUAUUACAAAGCAGCAAAGAAGCUUCUCCACUCUGGCAUGAAAAUCUUGAGUCCGGAGAGGUUGCAGAGCCUGAGACAGAGUAUCGACUUCAUGGCUGACGUGGAGAGCACCACCAAGAAGCAGGGAGAGGCAGAGAAGGAGGACGGUGCCAACCCGGAACAUUCCGGAGAUACGCCGGUGCCCAUGGACACCAACGAGCCGGUCCAAUCGCCCAGGAGGAUUAGCAAGGACACGCCCAGACAGGACAGGGACUCGAAGGACGAGGCUCUGAAGGCUGCCUCUCAGGCUGAGAAGGAGCUGGAGCAGAUUAAGAAGCUCAUCGAGGACUCGGGAGGGAAACUGUCCAACAGGGACGUUCUCAGUGAGCUGGAAUUUGAUCGGCGGAAGCCUGAUGGAACGACCACCUUGGGCAUCCUGAACACGGCCGACCUGAGCUCAGGAGACUCCGGGUACUGCCCCGUGAAGCUGGGCAUGAUGAUGGGCCGGCUGCAGACCGGCAUCAACACGCUGCAGGGCUUCAAAGAGGACAAGAGGAACAAAGUCACUCCGGUGUCCUACAUUAACUAUGGACCAUUCAGCACCUAUGCUCCGAUUUAUGACUCCAGCUUUGCCAACAUCAGUAAAGAAGAUUCAGACUUGAUCUACUCGUACUAUGGGGAUGAAUCCAGCCUGCAGGCUCCAGAACGGAUCUCAGAAUUCCUCAAAAAGACGGACGAGUACAUGGACACGCUGGCGGACAACAUUCUGGACGCCGUGACCAGCGGGGAGCACUCCAAGAGCCUGAAGGAGACGGAAACGGCUGAGGUGAACCUGACUCUUUUUUUCUUCAAGUCCCGGGCCGGCCCGAGCGAAGAGGAGUUGGCGGAGGGAUCAGAGCCGGCGCAGGACGUGGAGGUAAAUCCUCGCAGGCUAGCGCUUAUUGCCGCAGCUGUGCAAACAGCGCCCUGCCCCCCGCCCGUCUGGGGUCCCGCUGGGCCCGGGGGCAGACAGGAGCGUGCUCGUCUGUGGGGCCCCUCGCUGUGGGGCCCUCCCAUCGGACGGUCAGCAGGAGGAAGCGUUAAAGCCAGUGGCUCUGGGAGUGCCUUUGAGCGCAGGCGCAGACCUGCUGCCUUACUGCAGGAGGAUGAGCGUUUCCUGCAGAUAAUUCAGCCCGAGUCCAGCAGCAAGACCAGCCUGACCUCCCUCAGCUCUGUGAUCGGGGGUGGAUUGGACCUGGAGCCCCAGACAGAGCUCUCAGAAGAGGCCAAGCAGUUCCAGCAGAAGCUGGACCAGACCACGCUGCUGCUGAGGGAGCUGCAGGAGGUCCAGAACGAGCGCCUGAGCACCAAGCCACCGCCCAACAUCAUCUGCCUGCUGGCCCCCAGCGCCAGGGAGCUGCAGCUGGCUGAAAAGGUGACAGAAAACCUAGCAAACCUGGCCAGUCAGGUGAACCCCGGGGACGUCAGCAGCGUGUACGGAAUCCGGAAGGCCAUGGGGAUUUCCCUACCUGAGGGACUGCUGGAGGAGAGUGCUGUUGACCUUACCACAGAAACUGUGGAGCCAGUGGACUUGGACGCCUUGCCUGAGAAUCCAGAGGAAGUUCCGGUCGUAGCAGUCUAA
This is a messenger RNA of Osmerus eperlanus (European smelt), 2238 nucleotides long. Its product is annotated as bromodomain-containing protein 7-like. The record is from RefSeq and is a predicted model, not a curated record. Gene Ontology annotation, biological process: regulation of transcription by RNA polymerase II. Gene Ontology annotation, cellular component: nucleus. Lineage: Eukaryota; Metazoa; Chordata; Actinopteri; Osmeriformes; Osmeridae.